CAAAAAUGUUUUAUUCAUGAAUGUGCAUUAAUAAUGAUGAUGAUGAUCAUUACAUAAUAUGUUAAUUUUGGAUGAUUAUUAUUAUUAUUAUUAUUACAUCAUAAGUAGAUCAGACAUAUUCCUGGAGCUGUUUACAGUCUAUAUUGGAUUAAAUUCAAUCAAUAGUGAUACUUUCUAAUAGUGAUCAAUAAUCAAUAAUCUCAGAAAGAAUAUAUUCAUGUAUACUUCUAUCACUAUUUAUCAUCCAUUAUGAUAAUCAUCAUUUGAUAGUGAUUGAAUUGAUUGAAUUCAAACAAGUAUUAUGAUUAUGUAAUAUUGUAUAAUGCAAUCAUCAUUGAUUAUUUCAAAAUCUCAACCAUCUCUUCUAUUAUCAACUACAAGUCAGGAAACGUUAACAUCAUCUUCUAUAUUAUCUUCAAACAAUACUAAUACUACUCAUAUUGCUAAGAAGGAUACACAUUAUGAUCAAUUAAAAGAAAUCAAUAAAAUCAAUGUGAAAUUACGACGAAAAUCAUUGAAUACAUCAUCAUUAUUAUUAUUAUUAUCAUCAUCAUCAUCAUCUGAUCAUACAUAUUAUAUGCAUAACAUUAAUCAAUGUAAUAAAAAUCAAUUAUCACAUUAUUUCAAUAGAUCAUCUUCAACAUCAUCACCAUCAUCGUCAUCAUUCAAUAGAGUAAAGCAUAUAAAUCCAACAUUGAAUUGGUAUUCAUUAGCUUUAAGAUUAAAACAAAGAACUCGUUAUUUCAAUGAGAUACAAACUAAAAAUACUAAAUUAUUAAAUUCAUCGUAUGAUAAUAAUAAUAAUAAUAAUAAUAAUAAUAAUAAUAAUAAUAAUAAUAAUAAUGGUAAUGAUUUUUUUAUUCAGAAUACAAAUUUUAAUCAAUUAUAUGGUAGACAAUUAUCAGAGAAUCUUAUGAAAUUACCACCGCCAGCAUUGUCAUCACAACGACAAUGUGAACAAUUGAAUAAACAACGACAACAACAAAAACAAAAACAACAACACAGUAAAUCAUGGAAUGAUAAAAAACUUGCGCGUAAUUUACUACUGGAAGAAUGGAAAAGGAAAUCAGAUACUGUUCAAAAUUUUAAACAUAUUGAGAACGUGUCACUUCCUACAAAAAUGUUUACAAUACGCUUCUGGAAUGGUAUUGAAAUAAAAUUACAUCCAUUACCUUCGGAUAAAUUAGAAGAUGUUGUACGACCACAUUUAUCUGAUUUAACUAUUCCGAUACAAUGUAUUGAUUUGGUUAAUAAAGAAUUUAUUCCAUGGGAAACUCCUACAUUACAAUUAUCAUCAAAAACAUUAUUGAUUAAAAAAAUCCACAAGAAUAAAAUCACUUCCACUGGUAUUCAUCUGACUAAUACAAGAAAAUUAGAAAGAAGAUCAGUUCCUUUAUUUGAUACAACCUCUGAUGCACUGAAAAAUUGGUUUGAUUUUUACAAGAAAAGCAACAGUUUGAACUCAUAUUCAUUGUCUGACCAAUUGAUAAAUGAAUGUCUAAGUGAAUUGAACCCAAAUGUGCUGGUAAAUUUACUAUCAGGGCGACAGAAAAUAUCAGACAGUAAUUCAACUACAUCUAUACCAUUAACUACAAGCCCGAAUUCAGAAGAAGCAAUUCGACAAAAAUCGAAUUCUUAUUCACGUUUUGAAGAUAGUCAACAUCAAAAUAUGCCGAAUAGUCAACAAUUUGAUAGUCAGGAUCUGGCUAGUCUAUUUUUUAUUGAAGAUUCAUGGGAACAAAUUGUUAAAUCAUCUUCAAAAAUGACAAAACAACAGCAGAAAAAACAAUCAGCUAUUUGGGAAUUUAUUUACACUGAAGCGAACUAUCUAAAGUAUUUACGUACUAUUAUAGAUUAUUAUUUAUCUCCAUUUUUGGAAAUACGUGAAUAUUUAUUUGAGAACUUAGAUAUUGGAUGGAUUUUUGGUAAUAUUGAAGAAAUAUUCAAAGCAAAUAUUAAACUUUGGUUACACUAUUUAAUUGGACCAUUGAAAGAAAUUCGUCGUAAUGGAGAUGCAUUUACACCGAUCAUCUUUAAAAGUGCAAUAACACACAUUCCUGAUUUACUCAGUGUUUACAAACAAUACUAUGUGAAUCUAUCUCGUUGUCGAUCAUAUACACAAGAAGCCGUUAGACAAAGCACAAACUUUUGUAUAUUUCUUGAGUGGGCUGAUCAACAAGGUCAUGAUCAUCGUGAACCAUUAUGGGAUCAAUUAACAAAACCAACUACACGACUAACUCAAUAUCGUUUAUUAAUGGAAUCAAUACGGAAAAAUUGUUGUAAUUCUACUGAAGAACAAGUAGUCAAUGAAAUGUACAAGUCAAUUAGUGAUUUCAUUGAGGAAAUUAAUCAACAAAUGAUGACUGAAACAAAAACAUGGGAAAGUUUAGAAAUGUUGGCAUCAAAAUUAAUAUGUUGUGAUUUUUUAGACAAUAAUAUUGAUGAUUAUACACAGUUGAUUAGUGAUUAUACAAGAUUUAAAUUUUCAAUCCUUAGUCCAAUCAAAUUACCAACUCCAGUGAUUAUAUUUAAUGAUUAUAAUACCAUACAUCAAACUAUACCUUCAUGUACAAAAUCAUUAGCAUUUUUACGUAAUCGACGUUUAAGUGGUUCAUCAUUAUUCACUUCUAAUAAUUCAAUAUCAGAUCCUCGAACUAUAUCAAAUCAUACAACAACUAGUUGUAAUCGUAGUGAUUCCGGUAUUGGUGAUUGUAAUCAAACAUUGUCUACAUCAUCAACAGUAUCAACAGAUAAUACAUCACCGAUACAUUUGAAACAACGUUCAAGAAUUUAUAAUUUAACUAAUCAAAUAAAUGAAUCCAAUUCAUUUCCGGUAAUGUUAUCACGUAUCUCUGAAGGUAGUGGAUUACAAAAAUCACUUUCUAUUGAUACAGAAUUAUCAGAUUCUUUUGCAUAUGAUUGGUCAGAUAUUUAUUGUAGGCGAACUAUUCAACGUACUGUAUUAUAUGGAGGAAAUUUACGAUUUAAAGAACCACCGAAUCGUUCGGUGGAAACUGUUUGCCAUAUUUUGACUGAUUUAUUUUUAAUUACUAAGCAACAUAAGAAAGAUGGUAAUGAUUAUUGGAAAUUAUUAAAAAGUCCUAUACGAUUAGAUAAGUUGAUUAUUCAACGUGGUCGUGAAACUGGUGUUUUUGGUUGCGCAAUUCUAGAUGAUUUUCAUAAUAUUGCUAAUCUAUAUAUAUUUUCUGCUGGAACUAAAUGUGAUGAAUGGAUUGCACGAAUUGAAUCAGCAAAGGAAAAUUAUCGUAAACUAAUGGAACCUGAAGUUCUAGUUGCUCAACCAAUAAUGAAACAUCAACGAGAUGAUUUAUCUACUAUUGUUAUGUCACCAGAUUCUAUAUGUAAUUCAGAUAAUACUUCAGAGUUACAUAAUCAAUCAUAUGGAUGUAAUAAUGGUUAUUUUGUAGAUACUAUUCCUACAUCUACUAACAAUAUUGAUUCUAGUAAAAAUAAUAUGAUUGAAGGAAAUAAACGUAAUGUGUUCUUCCCUUCCCAAUCUUCUUUAUUUGAAAAUAUAAAUUGUAAUCAGAUCAAUAAUAAUAAUCAAACAGAUUCUAUGUGUAUUAUAGAUAAACGUAUUAGAUCAAUCACUUCACCAACUAUUAUAUCUAAUCAUCAACGUUCCAGUUCUAGAUCAUGUAAUUAUACAACAAUUCAACAUGAUUCCACUAAAAUGAUUCAUUCAACUAGUGUAAGAAAUUCAUUCUCAUCUAAUAAAUCAGAUCAUGAUCAAUUACAUUCAUCAAUCAAUAAACUUGAUCUUAAAUCAACUUAUUCAAAAUCUAUUUCAAUGUCACCAUUAAAAAGGGAUGUAGUAAAAAAAUUCUUUUUACCUAGUAAUCAAAAUGGACAAAAAUAUUAUUUAAUGAAUGAACAAAGUGAAUCUAGAUCAUCAUCUGAUCUAAAUGAUCAACAAUACAAAUUGAGAUCAUCUAAUAUAGAUUUACAUAAAAUCAUUGAUAUAAUUCCUAAUCAUCAAUCAUCCAAAUUUAUAUCUUCAUCAAUCAAUAAUAAUAAUAAUAAUAAUAAUAAUAAUAAUAAUAAUGAGGAUAAUCAACCUUUUAUAUUUGAUAGAAAAUCUAGUCAUUCAACAUUAUCAUUAUCAUCUACAACAUCAUCAUCAAAAAGUGAAAUGAAAAUUCAUCUUAAUCAACCAUCAGUAGUGAUUUGUAGAGUUAAAUCGGAUUCCGAUGAAAUAAUCAAUAAUAAUAAUAAUAAUAAUAAUACCAAUAAUAAUAAUAAUAAUCGAUAUUUACCUUCAACUAAUUUACAACGUCAAUCAGUUCAUCAAUCAUUAUUAAAUAUUGAACGAUCUGAUAGUAGUGAAGAUCAAAUUACAAUUAAAUUAUAAAUGGUUCAAUUGUUUAUAUUACAUCAUUGUAAAUUGUUUUUUUAAUUGAUUGAUAACCUUCUCCUGUUUUUUUUCCCUUUUAUUCUAUUAACUUGGUAACAUAAAUUCAUUUUAUUGUACAGCAAUAGAUACCUUGAAAAAAAAGGGGGGGAAAUGUUUAAACAACUCCUUCAUUGUUGUCAAUUAUCUAUUAUCGAUUUUUUUUUGAAAAAUUUUUUUGUUCCCAACAUGACUUAUUUACUUAUAUUUGUUACCCUUCAUGGAGGAACAUAGGGGCCGCCCACCAACACUCUCUCCAUUCAAUAUUACUAUUUGAUUAUUUCAUAUAAAUAUAUAGAUCCUUUGCUAUUUUUUAUCCAUCUAUCUCCUCUAUUUAAACUUUUUUGUAUAAUAUAAAAAUCGGUGAUCAUGCAAAAAAUAAAAAAAUAAACAAACACACACACACACACAUACCACAGACACACAUACAUACACACACAAAUUACUCAAUAACAUGUAAUACACAAUUGUUUUCAAACAUCCCCCCAAACACGCACACAUACACACACAGACACAUACACAUUUAGAAUGAAUACAACAUUCAAGAAUUAAUGGUCUUUCAUUUCAUUCAUCUAAAAUAUCAAAACAAAUAGGUAGAAGGUAUACAAGUAUAUUUUUUUUUCUUUUUCACAAAGAAACAAAAGAGGGAAAAAUUGUUUUAUGAGUUGCUUAGUUUUACUUUUAUUAUUUGUUUAUAGUAACAAUAUGAACACAAUCACACCAUUUUUUUUAAAAAUAAAAAUAAAGAGAUCAGUAAUUAAAUUAA
Molecule: messenger RNA, 5177 nt
Organism: Schistosoma intercalatum
Lineage: Eukaryota; Metazoa; Platyhelminthes; Trematoda; Strigeidida; Schistosomatidae
Source: the annotation of a GenBank genome assembly